Molecule: messenger RNA, 3565 nt
Organism: Exaiptasia diaphana
Lineage: Eukaryota; Metazoa; Cnidaria; Anthozoa; Actiniaria; Aiptasiidae
Product: sugar phosphate exchanger 3
Exons: 25
Coding region: 16-1599 (527 amino acids)
Biological process (GO): transmembrane transport
Cellular component (GO): endoplasmic reticulum membrane
Molecular function (GO): transmembrane transporter activity
Source: RefSeq, a predicted model, not a curated record
AAUGGCACAUUCGGGAUGCCUGUUUUCCGGUUGUCACGGGAUCUAUCUACCAUGGCUGAUAAGUGGUCUUGCUACCAUUUACUCGUAUUUAUCUUAACAUUUAUGAGCUAUGCAUGCUUUCAUGCUACACGCAAGGCAUUUAGUAAUAUCAAAGACACAUUGCGCCAGGAAUGGACGCCAUACAACACAACCAAUCCAAUAGAACCAGGCAAAGUUUGGCAGUCAGUUCACUUUUUCAAGUCAGAGGAAAGUGCUGCAUUGUUUCUUGGAGCUAUGGAUACUACAUUCUUAUCAACAUAUGCCAUUGGUCUUUUUAUUAGUGGAAUUCUUGGGGACAGGUUUGAUCUAAGGAAAGUCCUUUCACUUGGAAUGUGUUCAUCAGCAAUAAUGGUGUUUAUGUUUGGCACUGUCAGUAAAUGGCUGAAUAUUCAAAAUAUUUGGUAUUAUGGUGCAUUUAUGGCACUAAAUGGGAUAUGUCAGUCUGCAGGUUGGCCAUCCUCUGUUGCUGUCAUGGGAAACUGGUUUGGUAAAUCAAGUCGUGGUUUUGUGUUUGGUAUAUGGAGUGCAUGUGCAUCAGUUGGAAACAUACUUGGGAGUCUGGAGGCUGCAGCAGUUCUAAAGUAUGGUUAUGAGUAUUCUAUGAUGUUGCCAUCAGUGAUCUUAUUUGCUGCUGGAAUCAUUAUCUUUUUUUGUUUGGUACCUUCUCCUGCUGAUAUUGGACUUCCAUUACCAGGAGAUGAAGAUAGUACUGAAGAAGAAAGAAACCCUGUUUUCAAUGAUGCAGACAAUGAACAAGACCAACAAAAAGUUGUAAAGUCCAACAACCCUUAUCUACUUCCUGAUACACUUUUUGAGUCUUCAGCUGUUGUACCCAAAGAACCCAAAAUAGCCAUAGGAUUUUGUCAGGCUCUUAUGCUUCCUGGUGUUAUUCCAUACUCCUUAUCAUAUGCAUGUUUAAAGCUAGUCAACUAUUCCUUCUUUUUCUGGCUGCCUUAUUAUUUGUCAUUUGUUCUGAAAAUAGGUGAUACCAUUGCCGAUGAGCUGUCUACAUUUUAUGAUGUUGGGGGUAUUUUGGGUGGUGCUAUAGCAGGAUUAAUAACAGAUCGCAUGCGUUCUCGUUCUCCCGUCGUUAUGACUAUGCUGUUGUUGUCUAUUGGAUGUUUGUUGUGGUAUGAAAAUACAAGCGCAGAACACAYAUACAAUUCAGCUGUUAUGACAUUAACAGGGUUUAUGAUUGGUGGGCCAGCAAAUUUGAUUAGCUCAGCCAUCUCAGCAGAUCUAGGAAGACAGCCAUGCCUAAAAGGAAAUAGUGAAGCAUUAGCUACAGUGACUGGUAUCGUUGAUGGCACCGGAAGUGUUGGUGCUGCCAUUGGACAGAUCCUUAUUCCUAUAAUUACAGACUCUAAGAAAAAGAAAAAAAACAGUAAUGCCUGGAGUAAUGUCUUUUACUUCCUCAUGGUAAUGACAUUUAUGAGCUUUGUUUGUAUCAUCAUACCACGUAUAAUAGAAUUCUUCAGGAAAAAGAUGAGUAGAGAAAACGAUCACUUGGAGCCAUCAUAUAGACCAGUAAAUACUGCUUCCCCAGAUACUUGGAGAUAGAUCACCCAUUGGCCUGGUGAGGGCAGAUAGUGGCUACAGUCAUGUACACAGGGAUUUUAGUCUAAUUUUAAUAUUUUAUUAGCAUGGUCGUGUAGAGAAUAAAUGAUAUGCCUGUGAAAUAGAUAAAUUGGUGCUAAAUAAAGACAACCCAUAUGUGCCUAUUGUCUGUCGGUACAUUAGGGAUUUAUAUGCUAACUCAAUUUCACAGGUCUACUGCUUGUACUCUAUACCUUGCAAGAAUGUUGUCAAAGAGAAUUAGAACAUUUUUGGUUUACUGAAAAGGAAUUGUUAAGACAAAAAAAAGCAUCCAACCCAAGUGAUUUAUUUUUACCUGUUCCAUUUUUAUUUAGUAAAAUAAAAACGUUCUGUUCCUCUAUGGCACUAUUUUUUAAUUUUUACUUCAUCUUAUAACUUUUAAUAUCAUGAUUAUUACUAGGAUCUAUACAUUUCCGGCCCUCCUUACACUAUACCUACAAGUUGACCACAGACAUACUAUGUAAAAUAAUGACCAACUCUUCAAACCCUGAUGUCCCAUCAUAAGCCGAAUCAAGAAAUGGAGCGAUUAAUACUCAAGUUUCGAAUUCUCUUUUGUGAAAGAAUCAAGAUUAGCUUUAAUCAAGCAUAAAUUUUUAUUAUCUUCUUUGUACACAGAGUUUUUGCAUUACAAUAGGAUCUCUAAUGAAUAAAAGAAUAUACAAUCAUGCUUUCGAGGUUAAGGCUGCACAAUAAGAUCUUGAAACUGGAGUAUUAGAAAUCAUUCCAAACUAAACAGCUGCUCAUUCAUGGAAAAAAAUCUUUUUGACUAUGAUGCUAGUCAGCACAAACACAACUUGUAAUGAAAAUAAUUUGCAAAUUUUCAAAAAACUAUUCUUUCAGAAAUUCAGUAACCUUUUACCACUCAGAGACUAAUCAGUAUGUCUCAUUAUAAAUUUGUAGAAUUUCCAUUGUAAAGUGCCGUUUACACGAGCAAUUUUUCCUUGAGCAAUUUUUCCUUGACAAGGAAAAAUUGCUUAUGUUAAUGGGUUAAAAUUGACCAUUUUUCAUUGUCGAGGAAAAGCCAAGAUGUUCGCUUUUCCUUGACAAGGAAAAAGGACAAAAUUUGCUGGUGUAAAUGGACAACAAGGAAAAUGUGGCAAGGAAAAAUUUGUCAAGUAAAACUUGUUGACCAUUCACACGGGCAAUUUUUCCUUGUCAAGGAAAACUUAUUCUUCGUUUACACAGACAAGUUUUACUUGACAAGAAAGUGUAAAUGGCGCUUAAUAGUCUAUGAUGUUUUAAUAAUAUAUUUGAGUGGGAGCAACUGGGGGAUAAUAUUAUUGCAGCUAUAUAUAUUUAAUGAUUUAGCAUUUGGUAGCUAAAGUUUGGUUUAAAUGUUUGUUUUUUUAUUUACAACUGACAUGUACUGGUAAGGAGACGAGUUAUUAACAGCAAGAACAGUUUAACACACAAAGAACAUACUUUAGAUAAUAAACAUCAUGCCCCAUAAAUGCCCUAUAAUGCUUCAUACAGGCUUUUUAACUUAAAUCUUUGUAUAACUGCAGAGUGUUAUAUUUUUAAAUAAUGGUUCAAGUGCUUGCCAUAUGUCUAAUACUUUUAGACCAGUUGUCUCUGCUUGUUUUAUUUGGCAUGCAUUAACAAAAUCCAAGUAGUACUAAUUUGUACUAAAAGUGGACCUGAAGCAAGACGGUAUUGAAUGCUUCAUUUGUAUCAAUUCAGUUUAAUUUGCGUACCACAUGCAAAAUAUCUAAAUAGCACUAUUAAAUUAGUUUGUACAGUUGCACAAUUUAAGAGAUUAUUUCAUCACAGAUUUAUGGCAUGGAUUUGAAAUUAUUUGAAAUUAUAAAUUGCCUUCCAAUGCAGUUAGUACAAUAUGAUAGAAACAAAAAACAAUCUGAGACAAUACUGGAGCAAACCAGUUACAAAGAAGUAUAUUGUACCAAACAAUAAAUAUUAAAAACCAUUAAUA